Homalodisca vitripennis (glassy-winged sharpshooter) is the source of this 3352-nucleotide messenger RNA. RefSeq names its product DNA-directed RNA polymerase III subunit RPC5 (gene Polr3E). The transcript has 9 exons. Gene Ontology annotation, biological process: DNA-templated transcription. Bases 134 to 1729 code for a protein of 531 amino acids. Lineage: Eukaryota; Metazoa; Arthropoda; Insecta; Hemiptera; Cicadellidae. The record is from RefSeq and is a predicted model, not a curated record. Gene Ontology annotation, cellular component: nucleus; RNA polymerase III complex.
AUGCACGGUUGGUUUGGAAUGUCUGUUACUGUUUGUGUUUGGGGUUAAGUUUGCAGUACAUGAGUAUUUUAAAAAUUAAAAAGUUGAUUAUGGUUUAAUAAAUUAAACAUCUCGUUCUUUCCAUAAACUAAUCAUGAAUGAAGAUGAAGAGGAUCCAGUUGUAUCCGAGAUGCCUGUGUUCCUUGCACAUACACUAGAAGAUCAGCUUUACUUGAUCCAGCAUCCAACCCGGCCUGCUGCCCUACCCCCGGAGAAUGACAAUAUCAUCAGGUGCUGUUUUAAGCCUGAUCAUCAAGAAUUAUUGAUGGAGCUGUCAGUCGAUACAGAAAACCCCAACUAUGACACCAGCCAUGGAGAACAGAUCGCAAUCAACGUGGAUGGCGGGAAAAAACCGACCGGAUAUUCCUUAAUGGACAAGCGGACACUGCAGUCGACGCGAGUAGUAACUGACACAAGCUCAUGCGCCUUGGCCACACUCAAGAAUAGGCAAAUGUUCAUUGUGCCUCUCAAGGGUAUUAUGAGUGUUCAGCCAACCUUUCCCCACUUGGACGUGACGGAUAAGAGAGCAAAGGAAGAGGCCAAGGAGAUGGGUGAAGACGUUUCGGGGGGAGAAGAAGAAGAAAGCGAGAAACAAGUGACAGUGAAAUUUGCGCGACAAGAGAGCGAUCGCGUGAAGAGAGCACGUGAACAGUCGUACAACUACUUGAGCAAGAGAAGUGCUGAGGAGAAGUGGUAUCAGACCAAGUACCAUCUACCUAAUUCAAGACAGUCCGAGAGGGAGAAGGCUAAGUUAACAUCGGUGGAACUGUCAGACCAGUUGGGAGCAAUGUGCCUGACGGCCCGCCAGUAUAUGGAUAACUUGGUGCCAGUACAGCAAGAUCCCACCUGGUUACUACCCAGCAUGCCCUCACAUGUCACUUCCCUGACAGCCCUGAGCAACUUGCCACUGCCUGACAUCGUGUUGGCCAUAUUGAAGGAAGUGAAAAUCAUUACAUUCGAACAGCUGGCAGGACUGCUGGCUGGGCAAGCAGACCGAGUCAAGUUGCUGCGCUGUGUGCAGCAGGUGGCAGUUCUAGUUCAGGGCAACUGGGUGGUCCGCUCUGAGUGUCUCUACAACAAGGAGUCUAUCAGUGAACAUAAUGGUGUGCCUGGAGAGAUCAUGUGUCGUGCACGUGACUACAUCCUGUACCAACUGUCCGAGGGGAAGGUGUUAGAACGCAAGCAAGUAGCUGCUACAGUGCGCCUGCCUCCUGAGGAACUCAAGACACUACUCUCGCAGGUGGCGAGGCUCAGGCGUAACAAGGGCUGGGAGCUGGUUCUUCCUCCAGACUCAGAAUUCAUAGAUAGGAAUUCAGAGGUGGUGGAAAGGCAGACACGAGCUUGGGCGAGCAAGUUCAAGCAGAUUAUGGAGGCACUGGAAGGAGAUGGCACAACCCCACAAGGUAAGGGGCGCUCCAGACGACGGGAAUCAUCCAUGAGUGGUGGCUCUGACCUCGAGAGUCCCCAAAGACUCAAGGCUCCUCCGAGACAUCGGAAGGACUCUUCGUUCAGCUCAGACACGGAGAGUGGGACGGAAUCAGGUCGAAGGAAAAGGAACAGCGAAAGUUCCGAAGGGCAUAAAGUCAAGACUGAACAACGUAAGAAACGAAAUAGCGAAAGUGGUAGCGAACCAAAACUGAAUGGGAAGUCAAAGCGGACUAAAAAUGAAAUACCUGAAGUAUUUUCGUGACGAAAAGUAACAGGUAAAUUGCAUUACCUUGUGGAUUAUAUGUGUUUAUUUGUAUACCUGCUAUGAGCUAGUGGAAACAUCUAUUGCCAAUUCAGGUGACACAAAAUGGCUGUGAGGUUGAUCUGACCGGAAAUGAAAUUUUCAAACCAGUUGGACAGCCAGAGUUUAUAAUUAAAAUGUACCAAAUGAAUUCACAUAAAAAAGGUUGGGCUUUACAUUUUACAACACAAUAUUUUUGUUUUAUGUAAUGAUCAUUUAUUUGAUCUAAAAAGGUUGCAGAUUUUAUUUUUUGUGUUGGAGUUAAAAGGUUAUAUUUUAAUAUAUAUACUGUAAUUGUUACAAUUCAAAAAUAUAACAAUGUAAAAUUGGUGUUUUUAAAUUAAGUUCCUGCUGCAAUGUAUUUAGGCAAAGCUUAAGGAUAAGAGAACUGGUUAUAUUGUUUUGCGUCAAUAUCAAAUCUAUUAACUUAUUUGGUAGAAACAACUUUGUACUAGUUAAUAUUUUGAAUAGUAAAUGCUAGUCAUCUUUUAAGUAGGAAUCUGUUGAGAUUUUGUCUGUUUUUGAUAGAUUCUUACACUAAUUAGAAGUUAAUUAAUUGAUUAAUUAAAGAUUUCACUUUGUUGAGUGAUUUAUUACAAUUUUAGCUAAAGAUAUUAAAAACACAUAUAAAUAAACAACUUAAUAUGGAAAAAUUAAGGAAAUGUACUAACAGUUGUUUUCUCUGUGAGCAAACCAGGUUUUAGUUGACCUAAACCGUUUGUGUUGUACUUCUCAAAUCAAAGAUAAAUAAAUAUGAUUUUCAAUAUUUAACAUUAAAAUAAUAAAUAUAAAAAUUGUAUUCGAAUAAUAGAAAUUAAAUUAUACUAAUUGAGAGUAGUAUGAAAUCCAUAUUUUAAAUUCUAUUAUCCAAAACAUUAAAGAUUAGUUCAUUUCAAUCACAAAAAUAAUAAAUAAAUUAUAAUGUAAAACUGUUAAUUUUAUUUAAGUUUUUAUUUGUUGAAUCAUUGUUGUUUAGAGACACUUUUAAUCAGUGUAUUUAUUUUUGUACAUAUUAUGUAUUGCAUGUUAUAGUAAGGUAAGAUUGAAUAUUUUUUGUUGAAUUUUGUAUUCAAAUUUUUCUGUUUAUAAGGAUAGCAUUCAUUUUAAUACUGAAAACAUUUUGAUUUAUUGUUAGGCUUAUUAACAGUAAAUUAAUAUUAAGUUGAACUCAUUAAAAAUAUAGUGUAUUAGUUAUUAUUAAUUUAAAAACUAGUUAAAUUUACAUAAUAUUUUUUUUAUUCAUUUAGAAUCAUUGUUCCUAAUUAGUUUCCCUUGGCUACUCGAGGUUUUUAAGCAAUUUAAGGUUAUUUGUGAAAUAUUCUUAAAGAAGUCUUUAAAAAACAUUUUUAGAAAAUGAUUAGUUUAAUAUAUUUUCAGUUUGAAAACUUUUUAGUCUUGAAACUAGAACUAUAUUUUAAUUUUGUUAGAUUAAGAUUAUUUAUUGUUAUCCAAGCUUAUUAUGUUUAAAACGGUAUGUAAAUAUAAUGUUUGUAUCUAAGUUUGUUAAACUUGCCGGGUAUAAAGUUAGUAAACAUAUGAUUGUGUGAUUGUAAGAAAAUGUAGAAAUAAAGAAAAUGAAGUGCA